GUUUUUAUCGAACUGGGGUAUUUUAGUGUAUAAUAUGCGCCUAGCUCUCUUUCCAUGUAUUUCUUGUGAUCAGAGAAUUUAUAAGGCCCACUGUGGGAAAUUGAAUUGCAUGGCAUAGAAAUGGCUCUGCAGGGCAAUUAACUCAGAGAUUGAUACCUUUAACACCACAGGAAAUACAUAAUUUUAAAACUGCGUGAACUUUAAGAUUAAAUUUGUGUGUGCGUUUUCAUCACUCUUCUACAAACAUACAGUCCGGCUUAUAAGUUGGUUGAAUGCAAAUCUUCUAUUUGACCAACCAUGGAGAGAGGUGAUUCAAUUCAUAGCGAUGAACAUGAGAAAGAUAUUUUAGAUCCACUUCUCACCAAGGAGGACAGAGUUGUAUUUGGGGAUAAGCAGGAUAAAGUGAAGUGCAACGGAGCUCUAGUAUGGGAGGAAGUAAAGAAACAAUGCUGGAUAGCAGGACCUAUGGUAUUAGUGAGUUUGUUACAGUACAGCUUGCAGGUGAUAUCUGUUAUGGUGGUAGGGCAUGUAGGGGAGCUUGCGCUCUCUAGUGCAUCUAUUGCUACUUCCUUUGCAAGUGUCUCUGGCUUCUCUGUGCUGACGGGAAUGGGAAGUGCAUUGGAAACACUAUGUGGUCAGGCAUACGGAGCAAAGAAAUACCAUCUGCUUGGGAUUCAAGUGCAGAGAGCAAUUUUUGCUCUGUUUUGUGUGAGCAUACCGAUUGCUGUGAUGUGGGCUUACAUGGGCAACAUUCUAAUUGCAUUUGGGCAGGACCCUCUAAUAUCCUUUGAAGCAGGAAAAUUUGCCAGAUGGCUGAUACCCAGCCUGUUUGCUUAUGCAGUUCUUCAACCCCUUCAAAAAUUUCUCCAGUCACAAAGCAUUGUCUUUCCUAUGAUGCUAUGCUCUGCAAUUACUUUGUGUUUCCAUGUUCCCAUCUGCUGGGCUCUGGUAUUUAAAACUGGAUUAGGUAAUAAAGGGGCUGCCUUGGCAAGUAGCAUUUCCAACUGGGUCAAUGUGGCACUUCUUUUACUAUAUAUAAAUUUUUCGCCUGCAUGCAAGAGGACAUGGACAUCCUUUACGAGGGAGGCUUUUCAUGAUAUUAAAGAUUUUCUCAAGCUUGCCAUUCCAUCUUCACUGAUGAUCUGCUUGGAGUAUUGGUCCUAUGAAACGCUGGUUCUCUUGUCUGGCCUGUUGCCCAAUCCAAAGCUUGAGACAUCAGUUCUUUCAAUCAUCCUUAACACUUCUGCUCUAGCAUAUACAAUUCCAUUUGGUUUUGGUGCUGCUGUAAGUACACGAAUUUCAAAUGAAUUAGGAGCUGGACAUUCACGUUCUGCCCGCUUAGCAGUGUAUGUAGUGUUAUUUAUGUCAAUCACAGAGGCAGUCCUGGUGGGAUGCCUUUUAUUCUCUAUACGAAAUGUUUGCGGCUAUGCUUACAGCAAUGAAAAGGAGGUUAUUGAUUAUGUUGCAAGCAUGAUCCCACUGCUAGUAGUCACCUCCCUUUUGGAUGGAAUUCAAGGCUCUCUUUCAGGAGUUGCUAGAGGAUGUGGGCGGCAAAAUUUGGGUGCUUAUAUUAAUCUUGGGGCAUUCUACAUUGUCGGCAUUCCUAUGGCUGUCCUUUUGGCCUUUGUACUACAUGUUGGUGGCAGGGGACUCUGGCUUGGAAUUACCUGUGGUGGAUUUACACAAACAGUUUUACUAUUCCUGAUGACAUCAUGUACAGACUGGGAACAAGAAGCAAGAAAUGCAGAAGAAAGAGUAAAUACAUCAGCAUUAUAUGUGGUUACUCAUGAAUCCAUGAUAUAACAAAGGAUGAUAAAAAUUACGGGCCUUGAUGCUGACAAGUUCAAAUAGUCAAUUUUUAAACUCUUAGAACACAGAAGGUUGAAUUGUGGCUUCCUUGAACUCUAAAAUGUGCUAAGGUACUUCAGCUGUAAUUGCAAUGCCAUAAUGAAAUGAGACAUUUUUCCUUAACAUGUUUGAUUAAACUGGAAACAGUGGCAUCAUUUUUGGAAAGUUGUCCACUGCAACUUGCAAAUGAAUGGCAAGUACUUCUGUUGGUAAUUCUGAUCAAACUCAAAUCAAUGUUCACGAGGACCAUGCAAUUCCUCUCUAUUGUGUUGUUAUACACCGUUAUUCUCUUUAAGAAACUUCGAGCAUC
Molecule: messenger RNA, 2158 nt
Organism: Cryptomeria japonica (Japanese cedar)
Lineage: Eukaryota; Viridiplantae; Streptophyta; Pinopsida; Cupressales; Cupressaceae
Product: protein DETOXIFICATION 16
Exons: 9
Coding region: 298-1803 (501 amino acids)
Biological process (GO): xenobiotic detoxification by transmembrane export across the plasma membrane
Cellular component (GO): membrane
Molecular function (GO): antiporter activity; xenobiotic transmembrane transporter activity
Source: RefSeq, a predicted model, not a curated record